AAAACUGAGCAUUUACUUUUGAUUUUUCUCCCCCUCCCCUCCCUCAUCUCUCUUUUCAUGUUGGCUCUCUAUAGCCUCAUUGUUUCCCUGCAGUGGACAGGAAUGCUUAGCUUGCAGAUUCCUUUUCCGAGGGUGUUCCUUCCUUCUGCCCCUAAGCUUUGGGUUUGAUCUGUUUCCCCAAAGUCUUCAGUCUGUUCCUAUGCAGACACAUCCAUUUUGUUGGAGCAUGUCGGAACCAGAGGGUAAUGUAUGAAGUGUCUUUUGAUAAUUAAGUCUUGUGUUCCCAAAAUGAAGAGCCAUCUGUUAUUGUUAAGUCUCUCCACUGGGAAUAUGUGAUUUGGUUUGGCAGUGAAAUGUUUGGAGGGAAAGGAGUUUGGGGUGGGAUUGUGAGGGUUUGUUCCGGAGAAUAGUAUCUGGGUUGUGGUCUCCAAUUUCGAAGGGGGUGAUUGAAGGGUGUUGGGUGCAGUCUUUCAAAUUCCUCGACAGCUUAGCAGCUGAAGCAAAUUGAAUUAUAAAAUCCAGGAAGGGUAUCUUUCCUGAAUUAUGAACUGUGAGCCAAUCUGGAAAGGGAGUGUAUGUGGAACUUGGCAGGUUGUCGGAGGUCAACAGACGCAGCGCUGUUCAUAGGCAAAGAGUUUGCCAAGGAACAGCAUCUAUAAUUGCGCCCCCAAAAAUAGCCAGGAUAACAAUAAAACGUUGAUGUUUGGAAAUUCAGUUCCAGCAUCAAUCAGGACGAGAAGUGCGAAUGAAAGGCAAAUUGUGGGCGGGUUUUACUGAGGUAUAUGUGUUGUGUCUUUCUGCAGACGCCUCCAUGUCAUUCUGUGACCUAAAAUGUAUCUGAAACUAGAGGUAAAACGCUUUGCUUUGGACAAUCCUUUGAGGUUUAACCCCAAUGAACUUUGAACUGAGUGCACCAAUAUCAUUCCUCUGCAUUGAGCAAUGGUAUCCUGAAGAUUGAAGCGAAUAUUACUUUUGGACUUCUCUGCAUUUGAACCCACUUGUAACUUGCGCAGAGUUGCAUUGCCCCUACGCUACCCUUGAUGCACAUGGCAACAGCUGACAUUACCUUGGAGGGUAACCUCAGUGAAAUUCUUAGACAAGGAGGAGCUGAAACUAAAAAAUUGUUGCGUGAAACGCGGGCUGAUUUAACGAGGUAGAGAGCUUCAGGCACCGUAGAUCCAACAAAUGAAGACUGCAGAGGUUCCAGAAAUCUGGGAGCAGCCAACCCUUCCUGAAGUGAAUAAAGAAUUAUGCAGGAGAGGAUGAAAGGAAGCUGCAUUUGUCGGGCAGCUGUAAGAACUCUUGGUUCCAAGACCCCCUCAGUUCGAACAACUACCAAAAGACGUUCUUGUAAAGGGUAAUUGACGAAUUAUGGACUUACUUGAAUUUUGAGGGCCAAUCCUAUGAAAUCAGUAUGGUUGCCAACAAAAAACUGGAAGACUGUCAAGAAAUAAUUGGGAAAUAUGUAAAGAGCAUUAUCCGUGUGGUUUUCCAUGACCGGCGCCUGCAAUACACCGAGCACCAGCAGCUGGAAAGUUGGCGUUGGAGUCGUCCCGGAGAUCGCAUUCUUGGCCUGGACUUGCCUCUGUCGGUUGGCAUCCUGGAACCUCGAACAAAUCCAUUGCAGCUAAAUUGUGUUGAGUUUCUCUGGGAUCCCACCAAAAGGACUUCUGUCUUUGUUCAGGUCCAUUGCAUCAGUACUGAGUUUACCCCCAGGAAGCAUGGUGGGGAGAAAGGAGUUCCAUUCAUAAUUCAGAUUGACACCUUCAGACAAAAUGAGCAUGGUGAAUAUACAGAGCUCCUCCACUCUGCAAGCUGCCAAAUCAAAGUAUUCAAGCCUAAGGGAGCAGAUCGAAAACAGAAAACCGAUCGGGAAAAGAUGGAAAAACGUACAAUCCAAGAGAGAGAAAAGUAUCGACAGUCAUUCGGAAUGACAGUCCUUGCCGAGUGCUCGCCUUGGCCUGAUUCCUCGUACGUUAAUUGUACUUCUCCCAUGGACUACAGCACUGUGCCUCUCAGCUUAGGUGCCAGUGAUGGAAAUUGUUCACCUACAAGCCAAGAUGAACUCCUGCCUUUGAGCGCUGAUUACCUGUUGCCUACAGCCUCCAACCAGGACACACAGCACUGGCUGAUUAGAAACCGCUUCGCAGCAUUCUGCCAGUUAUUUGGCAAUUUCUCAGGUGCGGAUAUGUUGAAAAUGACUAAAGAAGACUUGAUUCAGAUCUGUGGGCCUGCAGAUGGAAUCAGACUCUUUAAUACAAUCAAGGGAAGAACUAUCCAUCCAAAACUGACCAUCUAUAUGUGUCAGGAGCAUGAGCAGAAUCGGACAAAUUACCUUCACAAACAACAGAGCCAAGGAGUUGUUGACGCCUCAUACGUAUACCAUCCAAUCUUUUUGGAAGAGCUGACAGCGAUAGAAUUAACUGAGAAAAUAGCAAAAAUGUACAGCAUUUCUCCGCAGCAGAUUAACCAGAUCUACAGACAGGGACCCAGUGGGAUCCACGUGCUUGUCAGUGAUGAGAUGGUUAAAAAUUUCUGCGACGAGGUUUGCUUUGUCAUCUGCAUCUUAAAAGCUGAGCAAAGUGAUGGAUACCACAUCAUCUUGAAGUGAACAAGGUUGGAUAAUUCCUCAACCACCUGGAGGCAGAUUCAGAUUACACAUUGGACAUCCUUGUAUUAAAUAUGGAAAACUAUUUGAAAAACCAGGCAAAGGGAGAAAUAAUUGGUUGUACUGUUUAAAACUGAUGGGCAUCAAAUAUUUUCUCAGUGAGGUGUGGGUGGGUAAGACAAGGUUCUGCUUCAUCUUACAUGAGCCAUCUUGCAUGGCAUCAUUUUUAUGAGUUUGUUUAUGGUCUCAACAAUCACCUAUCUCUCCCUCCCCACCCCUCUUUCCUUCCUUAUCUUGCUGCAAUGUUUGCAGAUUUCAACAAAAGUAAAAAAUUAAUGCUAAAAAAAUAAUUGCUGACAUUCCAACAUCCCAUUUAAUCAAAGUGGACCUUGGCUUUUUGAAUGGUCUCGAUAAUUAGGUGCUUUUGUAGCUCCAAAAGGGUUGUAAUUUUGUAUAUAUCCAUGUUCUGCGGUUUAAAUAGAUUUUAUUUUUUCGCCUGGUGAUAUUAAAGUCCGCAACUGGACCCUGGAGUUCUACAAUGUCCUAACUGAGUUGGAUAUGGAGCUGAGUGAGGCAUUUUUAGCCAUCCAUUUACUUUCAUGAUGCAGGAUAUUUCUGUCUUUUCUAUUCCUUUAGGAAGCGAUUUGUGACAAUGCGCCCAACCUAUAUUAUGUUCCUAAGGUUUGUGAUCAUAAGUAUUUUUUUCCAAAUUAGAAAACAUAAUGAAACACUUGAAAUUCAAUUUGCUUUCUGGUGUUGUCAUGGAGCAAGGUGUGAUACCAUGCAAUUAACUUUAACCCACAUUUUGUUUUAAUGCCUAAAGAUUAUAAUUGUUUUUCUUGCUGAAUCUGUUGCAUGUUGGUUCAAGCACUUCAUUUUGUCUGCUACUGAAUAAACAAAGAAAAAUGGCUGGAAAAGAUUAAAAAGAUAGAUUUCUAUUUUUCGGGCUGGGGGAAGAGGGUGUGAGUAUGCAAAUGCUGAAUAAAUAGAAUGUUAUAAGUA
Leucoraja erinaceus (little skate) is the source of this 3610-nucleotide messenger RNA. It is a transcript of the gene tfcp2l1, whose product is annotated as transcription factor CP2-like 1. Gene Ontology annotation, cellular component: nucleus. Gene Ontology annotation, biological process: regulation of transcription by RNA polymerase II. The transcript is spliced from 15 exons. Lineage: Eukaryota; Metazoa; Chordata; Chondrichthyes; Rajiformes; Rajidae. Gene Ontology annotation, molecular function: RNA polymerase II cis-regulatory region sequence-specific DNA binding; DNA-binding transcription activator activity, RNA polymerase II-specific. The record is from RefSeq and is a predicted model, not a curated record. Bases 1415 to 2611 code for a protein of 398 amino acids.